AAAUUACGCGAUGGCCAAGAAUACAAAUUUUUUUUAUUUAAUUUUGUGGAAAACGUGCAUUGUCACAAAAUAAAUAAAUCCAUCAGUCAUAAAACUUGUCAGAUAAUAAAUAUCGAAGUGAUAGCAGUUUAGUGUGUGUAUAGAAUACUGUUCUUGUCUAAAGGAAGGUUAUGUAACGUGAGUUAAGGUGUGGUUCUUUGGUGACAUCAGUCCUGAACGUGUAGCCGGGUAAGUUGAGUAAGAAAAAAAAAAUGGCAGAGAUCAAUUGGCCGCUCGUGGGGGCCACAGUUUUGCCGAAUGUCGGAGGUUGGAUUGGUGCGUACUUCACUCGCAAGAACGUGAAGGUCUGGUAUGAGUCCUUGAAGCGACCUGAUUGGCGGCCCCCGAACGCUGCGUUUGCUCCCAUCUGGACCGGGCUCUACUGCGGCAUGGGCUACGCCUCCUACUUGGUGUGGCGAGACGGGGGCGGCUUCGAUGGUCCCGCCAGGCUGCCGCUGGCUCUGUACGGCUCGCAGCUCGCCCUCAACUGGGCCUGGUCCCCGAUAUUCUUCGGCGCCCACAACAUCAAAUUGGGGCUGGUGACCAUCGGGGUGCUGUGGGUGAACGUGGCGGCGUGCGUGGCGACCUUCCGCGAGGUCAGCCCCACGGCCGGCCUCAUCCUGCUGCCCUACCUGGGCUGGCUCUCCCUGGCCUCCGCCCUCAACUACGUCGUCUGGCGCGACAACCCCGACACCCCCGCCAAGCGGGACUAGGCCUCGCUCCUCAGAGGCUUCCAUCACAUUUUUUUUUGUUAAUUUUUGCAAGUGCCUUACAGAAAUAAUUUCCAUGCACCACUAGAGGAAUAUUGUUUAAAAGUAUAAACAAAUAUAUAUAUGUAGUAUAUCUUGUUUAAUAUAUAGUAAUUACAUAUCUAUAUUGUGAACUGCAGCUUAGAAAAUUGGAUGUUCACAAUAUGGUAAUUUAUUUAAUAUUUUUUUUUUGUUUUAAAAAAUUUGUAGGUUUUCUGCUUUUUUCUUUUGUUUCUUUUGUUAUUGCGUGGCAAUCAGAAAUCAGUUGUACACAUAAACUGAAAUCAGACAUUUUACAAAUGUCAUUUAGGUGUUACGAUUUUGAAAAUACUUUUUGUAAAAAAUUUUGCAUUAUAAUAAAAAAAUUUGUGCUUUGAAAGUAUUGCAGUGUGCACUUGUAAGUGUUAAAAUGUGCUAUUAGAACUUUUUAUUGUUUGUUAAAAUUUGUGCCGGUGAUAUGUUGCAAUCAUUCAUGUUUAACAUGUCAGUGUAUGAGGAUGUUAGCAGUUAAUCACUCUGAAUUAUGUCAAAAUUGUUAUAUUUUUUAAAGUGAUUGUCAGUUUAUUUUAAAUAAACAUCAACAAGUGCAAUGAAAAGCCACUGUAGGCUGGGUAACAUCAAAUGUUUAACUAUUAAGUGCCUCAGAGCUAAAAAAAAGUCUUCUAUCUACUUGAAGCCAAAGUGUGUUAUUAAUAUGGCAAUAUUUAGAGAAAAAAGUAGUUGUAACUAGUUUAUAGUUGUGGUGGAUGAUAAUUUUUUAUUUCAAUUAACUGAAUUACAUUUUAUUUUGACAAUGUUUUAAAUUUUUUAAUUCUGUUAGAAUUAAUUUGGAGCUGCAAGUCUUCAGUUAACAAACAUAUUUUGUUUUUGCAACUAUUUGAUGUACAACAUUCCUGUUUUAUUUGUAUGUGUUUUUUUCUCAAAAAAAAAAAAAACUUUAUUAAAGUUUAUUACAAAAAACUUUAAAAA
This is a messenger RNA of Bacillus rossius redtenbacheri, 1757 nucleotides long. Its product is annotated as translocator protein. The record is from RefSeq and is a predicted model, not a curated record. Lineage: Eukaryota; Metazoa; Arthropoda; Insecta; Phasmatodea; Bacillidae. The transcript has 5 exons. Gene Ontology annotation, cellular component: mitochondrial outer membrane. The coding region runs from base 252 to 752 and encodes 166 amino acids.